Messenger RNA from Aspergillus nomiae NRRL 13137, 919 nucleotides. It is a transcript of the gene pxr1, whose product is annotated as telomerase inhibitor/ribosome biogenesis protein PXR1. The transcript has 4 exons. NCBI's taxonomy places the organism in Eukaryota, Fungi, Ascomycota, Eurotiomycetes, Eurotiales, Aspergillaceae. The annotation marks the transcript as partial. The record is from RefSeq and is a predicted model, not a curated record. Gene Ontology annotation, molecular function: nucleic acid binding.
UUGCUUGUUUCUAGGAUUUUGGGAUUAGGGAGACUUAUAUCAACCGUAAUAUUUAACGUUGCAAAUGGGUUUAGCAGCACCCCGCAAGAGGACGAAAAUCUCCCAUGAUCCAAACAAUACAAAUUGGUCCCGAUCAACUAGUGGUUAUGGCCACAAAAUUAUGAGCUCUCAGGGAUGGACUCCUGGCAGUUUUCUAGGUGCACGCAAUGCUGCUCAUGCUGAUAUGUUCACUGCCGCGAGCGCAUCUCAUAUCAGGGUUGUUGUGAAGGAUGAUACACUUGGCCUUGGGGCACGCUCCAAGCGUGACCCCCUCAAUGAACCUACUGGCCUUGAUGCCUUCAAAGAUGCGAAGAUAGCACGGUAUGCUGCAACAAAAUGGCAUACGGUCAGGUUCAUUAGCGGCGGUUUGUUGGCGCAAGAGAAGCUUGUUUCCCUCUCCCCUCCGAAGGAAACCCCAGGAGCUCAGCAUGGUUCACACCAAAACCAAGGUGGCCUCGAGUUGCAAAAAAGUGAGAAAGAUGCGAACACUUCCAUUGAAGAUAGUACAUUCCAGGUGCCUAGAGAGGAACAAGUCUCAUCUGUAUCUAUUAUGGAGGAGACCUCUAGGUCUAAGAGCAAGCGGUAUAGGAAAGACGAACAGAGAAAGAAGGAUAAAAAAGACAGGAAGACUAAGAAAAGGAAGCACAUGGAUGAGCCUAGCGCUACAUGCUCAGAAAUCCUGGAAAAUGUGAUUUUGGAAACUAGCCUAAAAGCUACUGUUACUGAAUCUCGAGAUGCAUCACCCCCAAUUGCCAGUGUUUCAUCAAAAGAACGCCGUCCGAUGGGGAGACAUAUUCUCAGAGGUCGACACAUUGCACAAAAGAAGAAAGCCCUCAUGGAUGACAGAUCUCUCAAUGAGAUAUUCAUGGUUAAAUCGUGA